AUGGCUUUACCUAAUCCUUUUCGUCGAAAUGAUGAGAAUACUCGCCACGCCUGGGGAUAUACCUUCCAAUGGACCCCUGAUCAUCUGACAGAAGAGCAAAUGCAUCCCAUGAAGUUUUCAUACGAUAUUCUAGCUGAAGAAUGCUUAAAUCUUUUGGACAAACUAUCGCCACCCACAUCAGGAGAACUUCCCAGAAAUCAAAGUACGAUUCCGAAGGGAAAGGAAGGCAAAGAACUACCCAAAAGAGAUUUGUAUGUCUUGUUGAGAGAUCAUGCUUCCGAAGAUGAAAAACUCGGGGAACUAUGGAAUGAAGUUAAUACAAUACCGGAUUGGGUUGACUGGGAACAAAUCGAAAGAGGUCAGGAAGUGUUUUAUAGAUAUGGAGGUGCUGUAUUGACUGGAUUGGCAUAUCAGUCAUUACUCGGUGGAAUGGGCGCAGCUAGAGUUACAGAGGUUUUAGCUAGGACUGGUGGCUUUUCUGCAAAGUCAGCCAGAAGAAGAAUGUUCGAAACGACCCAGCUCCUCCUUCAAGUAACUCAAUCCCUUGAAGCCAUCAAACCCGGUGGCACAGGCCACAUAUCCUCCAUAAAAGUCCGUCUGCUCCAUGCCGCUGUCCGCCGCCGCAUUCUAGCUCUAGCCAAAGAAAGGCCCUCCUACUACUCAAUCACAGAUCACGGCAUCCCCAUCAAUGACCUUGACAGCAUAGCAACCAUCGGCACCUUCUCCACGACUCUAGUCUGGCUCUCUCUCCCCCGUCAAGGCAUCUUUCUCCGCCCCCAAGAAAUAACUGACUACGUUGCUCUCUGGCGUCUCGUCGCCCACUAUCUCGGCACCCCAACUUCCUUCUUCGAAACUCCUACCUCGGCAAAAACCAUCAUGGAAUCUCUCCUGCUAACCGAAAUCAAUCCUUCCCCUACUUCCCAAAUUCUCGCCCAAAACAUCAUCCUCUCCCUCCAAAACCAAGCCCCAGCCUACCCCUCCCGCGCCUUCCUCGAAGCCAACGCUCGCUGGCUGAACGGCCACUUACUCUCCGAUGCUCUUGGCCUCGGUAACCCUCCCAUAUACUACUACAUCCUCGUCGCAGGCCAAUGCAUCUUCCACAUGACAAUCAGCUAUCUCUACCGCAGCAUUAACCACCUCGAUUGCAAACAAAUCGUCUUCUUAAGAAGGGUCUUGCCAAUGGUAAUCCAUAGCCCGACGGUGGGGAUUGCAGGGGAAACGGGCUUCGAAAUGCAGUAUGUACCGGAGUUUACCACAAAAACGGAGUUGGGGGAGUUUGUGAAAGGGGAGAAUAAGGGGAGUGUGGAGGUGAGAAAUUUGAAGGCCGUCGGAUUGGCGGUUGUUGGGGUGGGAGCGGGAAGUUGGGUAGUGUGGAAAGUGUUGAGGGGUUUGGUGAUGGGCGUGGUGGGAAUGGGAAAGCGAGUGCUUUGGCUGUGGGGAUGA
Molecule: messenger RNA, 1443 nt
Organism: Botrytis byssoidea
Lineage: Eukaryota; Fungi; Ascomycota; Leotiomycetes; Helotiales; Sclerotiniaceae
Exons: 4
Coding region: 1-1443 (480 amino acids)
Molecular function (GO): oxidoreductase activity
Source: RefSeq, a predicted model, not a curated record